AUGAAUGUAACCCUCUUCGCAUUCUACUCCAUUUUCGGAUUCUUUGCCAGAAAUGUCAGAGGAUGCUUGCCUUGGCUUGCACUUGUAGAGGGUAUGCUGUUCACCCUAUUCGUCUCCAUGGGAGCGACGUUAGUCAUGGACAGAGAAGCUAUUCGAAUCGAGCAGUUUGAGGAGUUGGUGCUCUUUGGCAGUUUUAUCGGUCUCAUACUUCACAUGACAUUCUUCUGGUUCCAUGGAUACGACGAUCGAGAAACCUAUCCGGCAGUGACUGAAAGAUACCAUCCGCUUGUUCACUUCACACCAGCUGAGCCUUCUUCUGGCAGUCCAGAGAUUAUUCCGUGUUCUGAGAUCGUCGGAGAACAGUGA
Molecule: messenger RNA, 366 nt
Organism: Caenorhabditis remanei
Lineage: Eukaryota; Metazoa; Nematoda; Chromadorea; Rhabditida; Rhabditidae
Exons: 3
Coding region: 1-366 (121 amino acids)
Source: RefSeq, a predicted model, not a curated record